AGAAAACGAAACUGCCCGGGAAUUAAUGUUUUUCUUCUCCUUCUAGCAGGAAACGAGAGAGAAAAUAGGAAGCAGAAGCUCCGCGCGGCGCCGCCUGCCUUCGUCCCCAGCCCCCGCCCGGGCCGCGCGCAAUCCAGGGUCUGCGCGCGCCGCACGGCGCGUCCCCGUCGGGCCCGCGCGCCUCGUGCCUUGCGCCUCGAGCCUCGCGCCACGUCCCCGCCCCAGGCCGGCGCGGCCCUGGGUGUGGCCGGCGGUCUGGCUGUGCUGGUCUCGGCGGGGAGUUGCACUCCGCACACGGGCUCCGCGCGCGAGCGGCAGCUUCGCGCCCCGCGGACCCAGGCUGCGCCCGGUCGGCACGGGCCAGAGCUCCCUCCAGUUGCUUUCCCUAGUUAAUUUCUUUGGUAAACAAAAUUAAAGGAUGAGUGAACUGGAACAGUUGAGGCAGGAAGCUGAACAACUGCGGAAUCAGAUCCAGGAUGCUAGGAAAGCGUGUAAUGAUGCGACACUUAUUCAGAUCACAUCAAAUAUGGAUUCCGUGGGUCGAAUACAAAUGCGAACAAGACGUACACUGAGAGGUCACCUAGCUAAAAUCUAUGCUAUGCACUGGGGAUAUGAUUCAAGGCUACUUGUCAGUGCUUCCCAAGAUGGAAAAUUAAUUAUUUGGGAUAGCUAUACAACAAAUAAGAUGCAUGCUAUUCCUUUGAGGUCCUCCUGGGUGAUGACCUGUGCUUAUGCUCCGUCUGGUAAUUAUGUUGCUUGUGGAGGACUGGACAAUAUCUGCUCUAUAUAUAACUUAAAAACCAGAGAGGGAAACGUGAGAGUGAGCAGAGAGUUACCGGGUCACACGGGCUACUUGUCCUGCUGUCGUUUCUUAGAUGACAGCCAAAUUGUUACAAGUUCGGGAGAUACAACUUGUGCAUUAUGGGACAUUGAGACUGCUCAGCAGACCACCACAUUCACCGGGCAUUCUGGAGAUGUGAUGAGUCUUUCUCUGAGUCCUGACAUGAGGACUUUUGUUUCUGGUGCUUGUGAUGCCUCUUCCAAAUUAUGGGAUAUUCGAGAUGGAAUGUGUAGACAGUCUUUCACUGGACAUGUGUCAGAUAUUAAUGCUGUCAGUUUUUUCCCUAAUGGAUAUGCCUUUGCCACUGGCUCUGAUGACGCCACUUGCCGGCUCUUUGACCUUCGUGCAGACCAAGAAUUGUUACUGUAUUCUCAUGACAAUAUCAUCUGUGGAAUCACUUCCGUAGCCUUCUCAAAAAGUGGGCGCCUCCUGUUAGCUGGUUAUGAUGACUUUAAUUGUAAUGUAUGGGACACGCUAAAAGGAGAUCGUGCAGGUGUUCUUGCUGGUCAUGACAACCGUGUCAGCUGUUUAGGUGUAACUGAUGAUGGAAUGGCUGUGGCAACAGGCUCUUGGGACAGUUUUCUUAGAAUCUGGAAUUAACACUGCAUACACAUUUUCUGUUCUCCAUUGAUAUCUGGAGAAAUCAGUGUUACAGCCUAGAGCUGUGAAAAAAGUUCUACCUUAUAUUUGCAGGUGAGGAUUUUUCUAUUGAGAUUAUUAUAUACAAAAAAGAUGCUUUCAGUAAACUACAAAACAAAAAAAAGGUGAACAACACAAGGCAAAGGUGCUUGCUGAGAUUAAAGGACCAGUGGAUUCAACUGAGGAGCUGAGCUAAUUUAACAUUGCUAAAUUUUUGCUUCUACUCAGUCUAAUUAUUCUUUGUGUAGAACAGACUGGAUGCAUUAUAACAACCUAUCAUGUUUGUGUUUGUAUUUUUUAAGAACUACAUUUUUAACUUCAUAUAUAAUAGGCAAUGUCACAUUUUUAAAUUUUGUAAUAGAGGAGUUAGGUACAGUAAUAGAUGGAAGUGAUACUGUAUGUGUAUGCACUAAUGUUUGAAGAAAAUCUCCUUGAAUCCUGACCGUCCUUUUUAAUCUAAAAGAGAUCCUGGUUGCUUAAUGUCUAAGAAUGCUGGCAGGCCUGGGUGUCUCUGAGAAGAGCCUUUUUGAGUAUCAUUAGUUUCUGGUGCAUCCUUUGCUAUGCAUUCAAGUAAGAGGUCAUUUUCAGUCUUUUGAGGAGGAGAUAGCUUAAGACUAUUAUUUCUGCUCUUCAGAUUUCACUCUGAAAUUUUAGACAUCCAUAAGAAACUUGUACGUUAACAAUAGGUAGACAGCAGUAAUCACAUAUAAAUGAUUCUUUGCAUUUAAAAAAAGAGCUGGUUAUGGUCCAGUCACACUUUGGGAAGCCUAAAUAGUUGGACUUCCUACUGAUUUCAUAGUCUAGAACUGAAUCAGUAGGGUGCACUCAUUAUUUCAGAAGGUUGACGAACAUUUGAAUUGUCCUUGUAUCUGAAGGAUCCUAAUGUUCUCCAUCAACAUGCAUCUAUAUAGGAAAUAGGUGAUGGUAUGUUUCUGAAAAAAGUGUAAAAUCUAACCAAUCACUAGACCUGAUUAAUUAUAACUAUAACAGGUAGCUUUAUGAAUUUAUGUUCACAUAAAAACUGAAUUGAUGUAAGCUGUGCCUUUAAAAUUUUUUAAACAUUCAAGCUUUUUGCUCUAUUUCUUCUUUUAGCUCAAAAUAUUGGUUUCUAAGUGGUUUUGCUUCAAAGAAUGCCUAAUCCAAGUGACACCACUUUAAAGCCAAAAGAAAAAUUCCAAGAGCAAUUCUUGAAGGAGUCAGAUAAAAUACUAAGCAAUUCCUCUGCUUGCCAAUGAUAUAAUAAUGUGUCUAUUAUUAGAAUGGGCCCCUCUGAAUUUAAACAAAGAUAAUUUUCCCCAUGGAUUUUCUCCCACAAAUAAAUCUAAAUGAUUGACAAUAGAAGGUUAGUCUUGCUUUAUAGAGAAGUCAUGGGUUAUUCUGACAUACAAAAGUGCAUUGUGUUUUGUAAUUUAGUGAACUGUGUCAGUUACUGUCGAGCUAGGUCUCUGUUAACUUUUGGCCACCUGUAAUGCUAACCUAAUAUUCCUAAAGUUCACUUGUAAAUUUUCAUUUUUAUAUUGUGAAUGUGCUGGUAAGUGUUAUCAACUAUAACAUAGUACCAGUUUUUUAAGAUCAGUUGAUACUAAAAAGAGAAUAAAAUGGAUAAAGGAGGAUUGAGAUAUAGGACCAAAAAAAACCCAGACUAUUGUAGAUGGCAGUUACGAAUGUAUAUUUGUACACACAUGGUAAGACUUUUAUGAAUUUUUUGCUAUUAAUGUUUGUAAAUGUAAGUAGUCACUUCAUAAAGAGCAGCUCUUUGAGCUAAGGCAAGAAUAUUUAAAGGAACGUAUUCAUUUCUAAAAAGGGAAGGGAGUGGUUUGCUGUGUAGUUCAGUUAAUUCACUGCAAAAUCCUAUUCAAGAAAGUAUUUCUGCCAUGUGCAAAAAUAGCCUUAAAAGGGGGAGUCUCUCUUCUCCUCAACUUUAAGUUAUUCUAGUAACAGGAUACUUUAGUCUGCUACACAGACUACACAAUUCCAUGGUCUUAAACAUGUUGGAAUAAGUGAUUUAAUGUAUUAAAGUUUUAAUAUAGCUUAAAAGCAAUUCCCAUAAUAAAAUAUGUACUAAGCAACUGAAAAGUAAACCACUGUUGUGGGUAAUUAUACAUAUAUAAAUGGUGACCUCCUUACAAUAUUGAUAUACAUAAACCUUUGCUUUCUAGUGAUAUGGGUUCCAAUUGCUAACUACAUUUGCAGUUCAGCUGAUGUAUUGUUCUCAGCUGAUUGUCUAUUUAAAUCUGCUGUACAUAAGACUUCCUGAAAUCAUUAAGUAUACGAUUUGUAGAAGCACCAUAUAACUUGAGUCUUAGUUUUUUAAGGCUUAAAAAUCUGGCCAAGUGUAGUUUUAAGAAAUUUGCAUGAUCAAGAAUAUCAUAGUUAUCUGGUGCCUAAAUUUUUUUACUUUAUAAGUAUUAAAACUAGAAUAGUAGUUGACAUAUGGCAGGCAUAUUUUAAA
Molecule: messenger RNA, 3932 nt
Organism: Manis pentadactyla (Chinese pangolin)
Lineage: Eukaryota; Metazoa; Chordata; Mammalia; Pholidota; Manidae
Gene: GNB4
Product: G protein subunit beta 4
Exons: 10
Coding region: 419-1441 (340 amino acids)
Biological process (GO): G protein-coupled receptor signaling pathway
Cellular component (GO): cytoplasm; heterotrimeric G-protein complex
Molecular function (GO): signaling receptor complex adaptor activity; protein binding
Source: RefSeq, a predicted model, not a curated record